AAAUCAUGUAUUGUCCUAAAAAAAUUAUUUUGAAAUUGUAUAAAUAUAUUAUUAAGUUGAAAUCCCAUAAAUUAAAAUAUAAAAUUCUGAACUCACAGAAAAAAUCUUAAUUUUGCAUUUACCCUAGCACCCCCACUAGUAUCGCGCUCCCACCCCUCCAACUCACACCGGCCUCAUAGUAUUUGUCAAAGUAUAUAUAACUACUUUUUGAGAUAAUAAUUUCUGUUUACUUAUCAAAUAUCAAAGGAUAAUUUUACAGAAAAAUAUUUUCGUUCGUACCAAAUGCACACCUAAAUUAAAGAUUUCAAUAUUAUUGAAUGGGAUUUUUUUUUCUUCUCAUUUUUAUGUUCUCAUUCUUAUAGAUUUAAUGGAACUGAAUUGGUGUUGAAAUACAAAGGAAAACGCAUAAUGUUUGUUGGGGAUUCACUUGGUCAAAAUCAAUGGGUUUCUCUUGCAUGUAUGCUUCAUGUUUCACUACCACAAGCCAAGUAUAGCAUGGACAAAAUUGGAAAGAUUUAUACAUUCACCCUUUUGGAAUACAAUAUUUGGUUAUUGUUCCUUGGGAAUCCACUCAUUGUUGAUACUAUCACUCAAAAAGGGUCAAGAGUACUCAAGAUUGAUUCAAUUAGUUCUGGAAAUAUUUGGAAACAAAUGGAUGUGUUGAUUUUUAAUACAUGGCAUUGGUGGGAUCGCAAAGGGCAAAAACAAACUUGGAAUGUGAUUCAAGAAGGGAAUAUUACGUAUAAAGAUAUGGAUAGAAUGGAACUUUAUAAGAAAGGAUUAAAUACAUGGGCCAAAUGGGCUGAUUCUAAUCUUAAUUCAACAAAAACAAGAAUCUUUUUUCAAGGAGUUUCUCCUGAUCACGAGGGAUGUAAAGGAAAAACAGGACCAGCACAAAGUCCAGGAAUUAUACAUCCAGGAGAAAUAGAACUGGAAAAAGUUUUGAAAAAUAUAUCAAAAUUAUUCAUCCGUCUGAUCAACAUCACAAGAUUAUCACAAUACAGAUCGGACGGUCAUCAAUCCAUCUAUACUAAUAGUAUGGAUUGUAUCCAUUGGUGUCUACCUGGGGUCCCUGAUGCAUGGAAUCAACUCCUUUAUCAUUUUCUUAUUUCAUAAUUUUACUACAUUUGUUUUUUUUUAAAAAAAAUAAUUCUUAAAUUAACAUGAAAAUGUAUAUAAAGGUAUAGUUGAACGGUAUGAAUCUGAAUUAGUCGGAUUAGUAGGUUAUGAAUCAGAUGAGACACGACCAGCCAACUUCCUAUCAAGAUCAAAACCUUAUAAGUUAAAUGUUUUCGUUGUCAACGAGGUAUUAUAUUUGAAUUGAUAAAAAUGAUCUAUUUACGAAUUUUAAGAUUUUAUUUUCGGUGUAAGUGUGGUAUUAUUUUUGAAUUUUGUAAAAUGUAAGUCAUUUCAUCUUCGACCCAACCCUAGUUUAGUUUAUUUUUAUCUUUACUUAUUUUUAACUUACUAAAUAAACUCAUCUUAACACGUUCAUUUGUCACUCUUAAGCUAAAUCACGAUAUGCUAAUAUGACGAA
Molecule: messenger RNA, 1537 nt
Organism: Solanum lycopersicum (tomato)
Lineage: Eukaryota; Viridiplantae; Streptophyta; Magnoliopsida; Solanales; Solanaceae
Product: protein trichome birefringence-like 41
Cellular component (GO): Golgi apparatus
Molecular function (GO): O-acetyltransferase activity
Source: RefSeq, a predicted model, not a curated record